Scylla paramamosain (green mud crab) is the source of this 497-nucleotide messenger RNA. RefSeq names its product NADH dehydrogenase [ubiquinone] 1 beta subcomplex subunit 4-like (gene ND-B15). The transcript is spliced from 3 exons. Gene Ontology annotation, cellular component: mitochondrion. The record is from RefSeq and is a predicted model, not a curated record. Lineage: Eukaryota; Metazoa; Arthropoda; Malacostraca; Decapoda; Portunidae. Bases 40 to 381 code for a protein of 113 amino acids.
CCCAGGUCCCUGAGGAAUCAGCGGACGGCAGAGAUCAACAUGGCAGACGGACCAGAAAGUGUUUCCGCGAUCAGGGAGAGGGCGGCUAUCAAAGCUGCCAUCAAGAGGGAGUACCAGAAGCAAGUGCUCAACCCGUACCGCCACGGCUCUGGGGAGGGGGGCGCCCUGUUUGACCCGGCCCUGCAGCGGUUCAUGUCCAUGCGAGCCACACAGUAUGACUUCUUCCGGCCGACCCCCAAGGCUUCCCUCCUGGGCACCCUCAUGAUUGUCGCGCCCAUCCUCGGCUACGGGCUGCUGCUGAAGAGGGACAAGGAUCAGUUUGAGAAGAAGAUCAGAACUGGCCAGGUGGCGUAUGCUGACCGGGAAUUCAAGUUCUACUAAGGGAGAGUGUGGGUGCACCUUGUUGACAUUAAGGAAAAUUGAAACAUGUCACCUUUUCUAGUGUUAACAGGAAAAUUGUACAGUAUAUUAUGUAUUAAUAAAUUAUAGAUUUCAUA